Dimorphilus gyrociliatus is the source of this 3820-nucleotide messenger RNA. Lineage: Eukaryota; Metazoa; Annelida; Polychaeta; Dinophilidae. The record is from the annotation of a GenBank genome assembly.
AGAAACUUAAUAGGAUCUAGAACUGGACUCGAAUAUAUACAUAUUAAUAACUUUCUUCUGCCCCCAUUGAAUUCAAGUUCAUAAUAUCGCUCACUUAGAAAAUUUAUUUACAACUGGUUGUUUAUCCAUGAAGAUUUGUAGUAAACAUUACUGAAGGGAAGCUAUAUUUUCCUCUUUCAAGAACGAACUUGACAUUCUGCUUACAUGACUCUAUACGAAAGUACGGAUAAAAUACUUCGUGAAAAUCGAUAAAAGAAUCUGAAAUCUUUUUUAUAUUAUCAGAUUUAUAAUACAAAAUUAUAGCAAAUUAGAUAGGAUGUCUUGGGCAAAUGAGUUACCCGAAGAAUUGUUGAUCCGACCGGUUGGAUUGGUUAUAUUAGCUAAUUUAGAUAUAGCCAAUAACUCCAUCCAUAAAAGCAUAUGGGAGUCUUUCAGCUCUAAUAGAAGGCCUGACAGAGUUGCUUUACAUUUCAAACAUUUUGAUACAGAACAUGUAUACCCUAAGUGUAAAUCGAAGAGAGCUUCCUAUGAAUGGUACAUUCCGAAAGGCAUCGUGAAAAGACAAUGGAUGAAAAAACACCUAGAGCUUGUUCCAUCUUUAGUCGUUAUUUUUUUUGAUUUAGAUUGGGACGAAGUUAUGUGGAAGGAAAAACAAAUUGCAUGCUCAUCAAAAGUAGAAACUAUUAGAAAUAGUCUUACUGGAAGAACUACUAAGGUUGCAGUUGUAUUAAUUCAAAAGAAUGCUCCGCUACCUCCAGGAGAUGAUGUUGUCGCAGCAGAUAGAGCAGCUGCUUUAUGCAAUGCCUGUGAAUUGAGCUCUAAAUCUUUAUUUGUUCUUCCACAUUCAGAUCAGCUCCUCGGAUACACUAUACGUUUAGAGAAUGCUUUCUAUGAGUUAUCUCAGUCAUACUAUCAUUCCCAAGCAAGAAAAGUAAAAAGUCAUAAGGAAUUGCUUAACAAAACAAAUCAUCAAUUGCUCUUUGUACGUCAUCAGUUUAAAAUUGCUUUUUAUAAUGAACUGAAACAAGACAGUACGAACUCUUUAAAGCACUACAAGCAAGCUUACAUAAACAUCUUGGACGUGAGAAUACAUGACACAAAUGUUUUAGAAGUUAAAACUAUUGCUGGAUUUAUCAAUUACAAGAUUUGUUUGCUAUCCUUUCAUUUGGGUGCACCGUUAGAUGCAAUUCAGCAAUUUAGGAAACAUGUUGAUUUUUAUAAAUCCCUUGUUUGUCCUGUAGCUGUAGAUUUUGAACAUAGCGCUUGGAUGUCUAGACAAUUUCAAAUAUUUGGAGACCUUUUCGACGAUGCGACUAAAAAUGGUUUGGCAGCCAUUCAGACACAGCAUCCAGGGUUCUAUUAUCAGCAGGCGGCUAAUCAUGCAAUUACUAGAAAAAAGAGAGCACUAGAACGUGGAAAAGCACAAAUUGAUAAACCAAAUAUGAACCUGCUUGAUAAAUUAAAAAGCUUAGACUACUAUGGUCAACGACCUUGGCGGCAGGGCCAUCAAAGCAUAGAACCACCAGAUGCAACUAAAGAAAGAGAAGGUAUGGCAAGUUUAUUAGAAGUCGAGAAAAGUGAAGAUCACUCUAGAUUGAUAAUACCAUUAUUGAGCAGUGCAGUUGCUCAAUUUAAAAAAUAUAGAUCAUCAAGAAUGAAACGUUUUUUAAUGGUUCAAAUGGGAGAGGAAUAUUUAUACGUCAAAGAUUAUGACAAAGCAUUAGCCCUGCUAUCUCGUGUUACAUGGGAAUAUAGAAACGAAAGAUGGUGGAAUUUAUUAACAUCAGUUCUGACUCAAGCUUUAUGUUCUGCUUUUAUGACUUUCCGAGUUCAGGAUUACUUAUCAUUAGCUUUUGAAUAUAUUGGAAAAGUUAGUUGCUGCUCUAACGACGAUAAAACCAGAGUACAUCACAACAUAAAUAAUAUCUUAUCGGGUAAACCUCCGAACCCUGAACCAAAUAUUUCGGAAGAGGAUGCAUUGAAAGCCAAAGAAGGAUGGCUAAAACUUGUUCAACAGGAUACAGAGCAAUCCAGUAAUAAUGAAGUAUCUGUUCAGAUGCAUAAUCUUAUGACAUUUAUUGAAUUGAAAACCUGCUUUACAAAAAAAUCAUUUAAAGGAGAUGAAGAAGUUGGUCUUGCCAUUCUUUUACAGACGUUUGCUCCUCUCCCAGUUAAAUUUACUUCUUUAGCUGUUUCUUUUAACCAUGAGGAAUACAAUACAAAUUGCCAAAGCGAUGAAAAUUUUGAAUUAAAGUGCGGAGAGCAAUAUGUAAAAAUAUUCCAUUUUCAUACCCUACUUAAGCACGUCAAUAACACACUACAAGUAAUGGAUGUUAAAUUAACAAUGGGCUCAUCUCCAAAUAUUAUUCUUAAUCUCUCUUGGAUAAAUGGCGCUAGCCUGUUUCUACUACCUUUGGAUAAUUCACCUUUCGGAGCUCCUCUCCCUACAAAUUGGGACAACGUUAAUUUUGAAUCUACACCCUGUAUGAAUGUUUGCAGUUUAAAGCGUCGCGAAGCUAAAGUCGAAUUUAAAAUUGAUCACCAAACACCCUGCUUAGUCAAUGAAUUUUACCCUUUGGAUGUCUCUAUAAUAAGCAAUGAAUCUGAAGCUAUGUGCGAUGUCAAGCUAAGUGCAGUUGUCAAAGAAGUUCAAGAAGGAUCAAAUUUAGUCACUAAUAUCAGUAUUGGAAAAGCCGAAUUUUCAGAAUCAAAUGUCAUUCGAAGAGUCUCCCAAGACGUUGGUACUAUUGAUAUGAAUAACAAGAAGACCGUCAGAGUUUUCAUAAAAUGCUUACAAAAAGGAAAGAGAAACGUAACACUUAAGUUGGCUUAUUCAGUUAAGGCCAAUCAAGUUCACGGAAGUAAUGAAGGAAAAUGCCUACAUGAUUGCCAUCUUGAGAAAGUUAUAGAUAUUGAUGUUCAUGAUGCCAUUAAAACAGAGUUUACUCUCAUGGAUAUAAAUAUGAGAAAUAUCAAUGAAAUUGAAUCCAAUGAAGACUUCUUAAUAUUAAUUAAUGUUGAAAAUAUUGCUUCUUUUCCUAUUUGUCUUGUUAAAGCAAAUUUAAACCUACGAGAAAACUUUGAGAUACUUGAGGAUUCGAAUCAAGAAAACACCCAGCUUAUACACAAGGGAAAAGCAAGUUUUCUCUUUCUCAUUUCGGCACCAAAACAACCUUUCCUCAACAGUAAUUUAGAUAGUGGAGAAAUAGUUGUACUCUGGCGCCGAGCAUCAACAGAUGACGUUCCUCUAGUCACCAAUACAAAGAGUUUACCUCCAAUUAAAGUAAUAAAAUCACCAAUUUUAAUUGAUAUGAAAACUGAGGACCUAGGAUACGAAUAUGUACCUUUGCCAAUCACUUAUGAAAUACAAAAUCGAACGGAAUCGAUCAUUCAAGUUAAUAUGAAUAUUCGACCAUCGGAAGGCUUUAUCUUUACUGGCCCCAAACAGAAACUUGUUAGAAUUUUGGCAAGAGGCGCGUUCUCCUUUCAACUUAUUUGUAUUCCAUUAUAUUCUGGGAAUUUACUCUCUCCUCAAUUACAAGUUGAAUUACCUUCUUCUAAAUUUACUUCUACUUCUCAUCAUUUAGUGUCAAUUUUGCCAAAAGCUCUUCAUGAGAACUCCGUUUCAGAAUAAUUGAAUUCCAAAGGUGCUCUGAACGAUUUAUAAUUUACAUCAGAGAACUUUCCUGUGGUUUUUUAUUGCUAAAAUAUAAUUUCAACUUAAAACUAACGGGUUUGACCUAUUCAAGUUUAAUGUAUGGGUAUUUAUUUUCUGUGAGAACUAAUAUUUCCUCAAAUCUUCCAUAUGAAUGUAUUGAAU